Molecule: messenger RNA, 619 nt
Organism: Drosophila takahashii
Lineage: Eukaryota; Metazoa; Arthropoda; Insecta; Diptera; Drosophilidae
Source: RefSeq, a predicted model, not a curated record
UUCACUUUUUCCACAUUUCCUCCACUAACAGGUAAUCAAAUAAAAUAGAAAGGCAAUAAAUUUAUAUUCCUUCCUUUCGGCCCAACUUUUAAGCCAUUGCCGAAGAACAACCAUUCCACCGUUGGCACACCAAAAUCGGAGGUAUCCGGACCACCAAAUUAUCAUCAAUUCCGAACGACUUUCAAGAUCUUUUAAAAUGCUACCGACAAAUCAGAACCUCUCGGCCCUAUCCACUUAUGUCCGACUGGCGGUCCGCCAAGCCGGGUGCCGUAUGACUGGUAGACUGGCCUUUUCGACACGCCGCAACCAAGGCGUGGGCGAUCGAGAUCGAGAUCUCAAUAAGAACGAUGAAUACCUGGGCCGUCAGCGCGACGAACCCAAUCCGGAGUACCACCAUGCUCCCCGGUGCUAUGUGAAGAACUUCCAGAAGUACCAGGAACAGGCACAGGACCGCGGCGAGGUGCAGACGACCCGCUUCCGCAAUCCGCGUUACCGCUGGGCGGACUUCCGGCGACGAAUGGUUUAUGGAACCUAUGACAUCUAGACCGUUCUUCAUUAGGCUCUCUAUUAAGGGCAACAAACGUCGAAAGCUCUUUUAAAUUGGGCUCCUGUACGCUUC